UUCAAACCCCCACCACCGCAAAGUCAACGUCUCUCUCUGACUCUCUCUCUCUCUUUGGAUGCUUCACCUCUUAUUCUUCUUCUUCUUGUCUACUCUUGAGCUUCCUUCUCUAUCUCUAUCUGGACAUGAAAUACACUGAAAGUGAUUUCAGUGCAUACCCAAAUAAAGCUUAAUAUUUUUUUUUUCUUCUUUUGAUUAGAGGUAUAUACUUAUUUUAUUUAAUAUUUUUGGUUUGAUGGGUAAUGAGAUUGGUAAACUCACGGUCUGUUUCACGGGAGCCGGAGAGGCUCGACGGAGACAUGACAUACCGGUGUUGAUAUCAGACCCGCUUGAUGAGGGCCUCGGUCACUCCUUCUGCUACGUCCGGCCGGAACCUACACCGCUUUCCUCCUCUAAAGUCCACUCCGACGAAACCAACACCUUCCGUACAAUCUCCGGUGCCUCCGUGAGCGCUAACACAUCGACGCCGCUCUCAACGGCCUUCAUAGAUCCUUAUGUGUAUAAUAGUAUUGACCGAGCUGCGGCUUUUGAGAGCUCAACUUCUUUCUCUUCAAUUGCUUUGCAACCAAUCCCGAGAAAUUUUGUCGGCUCCAUCAAUUCGGGUCCUUUGACAGGGAAUUCGGGUCUUCUUCCGGGUUCGGGUCCACUGGAGAGGGGAUUCAUGUCGGGUCCAAUUGAGAGGGGAUUUAUGUCGGGUCCGUUGGAUCGUGGGUUGUUCUCGGGUCCUCUUGAAAAGGGCAGUUCUGAUCAGUUUCAAAGGAGCUUCUCUCAUGCGGGUUUCCCUUUCAGACCCAGAUCGACGAAGAGGUCACUGAUUCGAGUCCUGCGAAGAGCCAUAUCCAAAACGUUAUCUCGUGGGCAGAACUCAAUGGUGACUCCUAUAAAAGGCGUUAUUAAAGAACCAGAUUGGAUUAUGAAUCCAGAGAAGCAGCACAAUGAGAAUUUUACUGUGAAUAGCAUUAAUUUGAGUAGCGAUGGUAAUUUAGAGGAUGAUGAUUAUUUGGAGAGCCAAAAUCUUCAGUGGGCACAAGGGAAAGCAGGGGAGGAUCGUGUACAUGUUGUUGUUUCAGAGGAACAUGGAUGGGUUUUUGUUGGGAUUUAUGAUGGGUUCAAUGGCCCAGACGCGACUGAUUAUCUUUCCUCCAAUCUGUACUCUGCUGUGCAUAAGGAGGUCAAAGGAUUGCUGUGGGAUGAUAAGUUUGAGUCUGCUAAAAUCUCUGCCCCUGCUUCUUCCCCUGUUCGAUCAGAAGAUAUUAAUUCAAUUGAAAAUACUAAUUCAAGAUUAGAAACUGUGUUGCAAAGUAAUGAAACCGAUAGGAAUUUCGGAAAUGAUGAAUGUUGGCAGUUCUCGGACCAAGAGAAUUAUCCAUGUGCUGGCCAUGAUACGAGUUUCGAUUCCAAUUCCAAGAGAAAAAGGAUUUCCGUGGGGAAGUAUAGAGGUGCUGCCAAGAAAUGGGAGGAGAAUCAGAUGAGAUGGAAGUGUGAAUGGGAUAGGGAAAGAAUAGAGCUCGAUAAGAGAUUAAAGAUGCAAUUGAAUCGAUCUGGGUCUGACAAUGGAGCUAUAAAUCAUGCAGAUGUGUUAAAAGCUCUGUCCCAGGCUUUGAAGAAAACAGAGGAAGCAUAUUUGGAUAUCGCUGAUAAGAUGUUAAUGGAGAAUCCGGAGUUGACUUUGAUGGGUUCGUGUGUGCUUGUGAUGUUAAUGAAGGGAGAAGAUGUGUAUGUGAUGAAUGUGGGUGAUAGUCGAGCAGUGUUAGCCCAAAAAGCAGAGCCAGAUUAUUGGCUGGGGAAGAGUAGACAGGACUUGGAGAGGAUCAAUGAGGAAACAUUGCAUGAUCUGGAGACUGAUGAAUGUGAAAGAAAGAAUUCACUACCCACUUUGACUGCAUUUCAGCUUAGUGUUGAUCAUAGCACCAAUGUUGAAGAGGAAGUUCAAAGAAUAAGAUCUGAGCAUCCUGAUGAUGCUUGUGCCGUGGUGAAUGAGCGUGUGAAAGGUUCAUUGAAGGUCACUAGGGCUUUUGGUGCAGGUUUUCUCAAGCAGCCUAAAUGGAACGAUGCACUUCUAGAGAUGUUCAGAAUAGACUAUAUUGGCAAUUCUCCGUACAUAAAUUGUUUACCAUAUCUCUGCCACCAUAGACUAGGCCCAAAAGAUAGGUUUCUGAUUCUUUCAUCCGAUGGGCUUUAUCAAUACUUUACAAAUGAAGAAGCGAUCAACGAAGUUGAACUUUUCAUAGCAUUGCAACCUGAAGGGGAUCCAGCACAGCAUCUGGUUGAGGAGGCGCUCUUCCGUGCAGCUAAGAAAGCUGGUAUGGAUUUUCAUGAAUUGCUUGAAAUACCACAAGGUGAUCGACGGCGAUACCAUGAUGAUAUUUCCAUCAUCGUUAUUUCUUUAGAGGGGAGGAUAUGGAGAUCAUGUGUAUAAGUUUUAUAAACCACAGAUAGAAGAUAUAGAGGUAUCUGCAACCAUAAAAAAAAUGUCAGGCAUUUCCUUUUUGCCAUUUCUUUCUUUUUUCCUGUUCAUCUCUGUAGCAACAAUUAAGCUCCAGGAAAUGAGCUUCUUAGGAACUUACUUGUGCAUUGUAGUGGGUGGUGAGGAGUGUAAAGUUGUAAAAGCAGCUUUUUGUUGAUUUUAAACUGUCAUAGAAAAUUGUAAUUUUCUACUAAUAAAUGACAUUCCUUUUGAAAAGGGUUUUGUUCCA
Molecule: messenger RNA, 2696 nt
Organism: Hevea brasiliensis (rubber tree)
Lineage: Eukaryota; Viridiplantae; Streptophyta; Magnoliopsida; Malpighiales; Euphorbiaceae
Product: probable protein phosphatase 2C 4
Exons: 4
Coding region: 236-2419 (727 amino acids)
Biological process (GO): protein dephosphorylation
Molecular function (GO): protein serine/threonine phosphatase activity
Source: RefSeq, a predicted model, not a curated record